This is a messenger RNA of Orbicella faveolata, 2636 nucleotides long. RefSeq lists its product as uncharacterized. The record is from RefSeq and is a predicted model, not a curated record. Gene Ontology annotation, molecular function: protein binding. NCBI's taxonomy places the organism in Eukaryota, Metazoa, Cnidaria, Anthozoa, Scleractinia, Merulinidae.
CAAAAACAGGUUUUUCAGUUUAAGAUUGAAAAUUGAGCAAAACACUGCGAAGAUUGAAGUGGAUUUCUCUACGUACUCGACGCGUAACUUUGAUUUCAGGUUGUGGUGAACUCUUUUCAAAGUAAGGAAACUAGUGUCCAGGUCAGCGCGGUCCCAAAGCUGACUGUGUCCCUUUAAUACAGCCAAGGUAUUGAUGUAGUGACUACUGACACUACUCACAAAAGAUGUGACUACUCAUGAAAGAUUUCCCCCACAGAUCCUGAUUUCCUACAAGGGGCAGGAAAGAGGUGAUGUCACUGCAUGCAAGGACAUAAAGUUGAAUGUUAAGGGUUCCAUGGACACAAGGUCCAACCAACCUGCCGGUCCUUCAGGCUACUGCUUUCCAAAUAGCCAGUGUACCCUACAUUGAACUGAAGUUCUCCCACUUCUUACUUAAAAGUAAGAAGAUGUUAUCUAGUACCUGUUACAUUAUCAUUGUCCUAGGACCACUAUGUGCUUCUCCUACAAACAAGCCUUCAACAAUCCUGCUACACAGCUCCAAUGAUCUCUUUACACUUUGUGCCUAUUGACCCUCAGUCUCCUCUACAGGCUCUUCCAGUGCCCUGAUUCCUUUCCACAUUAGGUUUCAGACAUUUAAACUUUGUUCACAUACUCUGCUGACAUAGGCACGAGUUGGGUCACUUACAGCAAUUUGGAGCAGCUACUGACUGCUGGCAUGCCUGCUAAGUUAAGUUGAGUUGAGUUCAAUGAAGCCACCAAUUGCAACUGGCCCCUUUGUCUCAGGUUUAUCAGUAGAGAAUAUGAACUAGUCUUAAAUCACAAGAUCACCUGUUUACCCAGGCUUUUAUGGCCUUUCUCCCUCUAGUAGAAACCUUUCUUGGAUUUCGAUUUUAGAAGCAGAACUGCAAAUGGCCACAUUUGCCAAGGACGUAGGUAUACCUAGCUUGCGAGCAGGUUCAGAAAGGUGAACCUGAUCACAGGCUGUGCUAUAUACCCAACCAUCCCUUUCUGAGGUAACUACCAAUUGCUGGGUCCCAUAGCCUCCACCAUUAGGACAUAGUCACCCAAUACACCAAUACACCAGUGGUGGCCUCAUUGGUCAGUCUGGGAAGGAAGCAAACCUGUAAGCACCACACUUUCAGCUUACCAGGAUGGCCACGCCUGUCUGUUGCCUUAAGGUCCUCUUCAAUAUUCCAACUGCUUCUGAAUCUCAACUCUUUGAUGCCUGUCUGUCUGGCAACUGAAUAUUCUGUAGAGCCUGGACUGUAUUAAAUUCUCAGUUUAAGUUAGCCAUCAAUACAUUUAUUUUAGUCUUGAUAUUUCAAAUCCAUAUAAUUAUUGCUCUAUAUGUUGUUGGUCCACGAUAUAAUUUGUCCGGGUAUUCUGUGGUUCUUAUCCAAAAUAAUGUAAAAUUAAAAUAAAUAGUUUCAUUAACUCUUUUAGGUCCACACUUCAUUGUGUUACAGACAACCAGAAAAGAUGGUUGGUCUUUGGCAUUGCCCUCAACAAGGUCCUGGUUACCCAAAUACGUUUCUUUGCUGAACGAGAAGUUCAGAGAGAGUAUGGCAAUCUUCAAACAAGCCACAAUAUUCACACUCGGAGCACAUCUGGGCGACUUAAGAAUUGGCCAACAUUCUUAAAGUAUGAGAACAUCAACGGCAACGAUGUAUUUCCCAGGCUGCCAGGUGGAAGGCUCAAUUACUCCUUGUUUGACUGCCGUGUGACAUCACAUGUUGACUUUGCCAAGCUCUAUGUAGAAAACCACAUGGCUAAGUUCAACGCCUUUGAUGAACACUGCGAUGCAUCUGCCGUGCUCACCUUGCUUGGUAAAGUGCCAGUCUUCUCUCCAGCUGUACAGAGUGCUGCAAAUGAUGUUAGACAAGCUAGAAAUUCCUGGGCUCACUGUGUAUUCAGUGAGUGGGAUCCAGUGAAUUAUCAACAUAGUUUUAACAAGAUGGAAACGCUAGUGAAGGCCUUGGCUUUGCCACCCAUCAUCGAAAGGAAUCUCUUAGGAGAAAUGAAAGACUGGGAGUCAAAAGGGACAAUACUGUGUAUGAAUGCUACUGUGGAUGCUGACCUGUUGAAGUUGGUACAACAGCACGUCAAUGUACUGAAUACAGACGUGGGGAAGUUGACAUUUGAAGUACAGGAGGAUAAGAAGCGAGUAUCACAAGCACUAAAGUACAUUUCAACAAGCCUGGAGGAGCUACGAGCAAGAGUUGCGAGUGUGCAGCAUGAACAAGAAGUCAUGAAACAAGAGCAAAGUUCUCUCUCGGAUAAAAUGGAUAACUUGGAAGCCGAUAUGGAUGGUACUCACGAACAGUUGAAAAGUCUUAAGUGUCAACAAGAAGAUGUGCAACAACAAGUUGCACACGUGGAAGAAAAGCUGAAUUCCGCUUUCGAGAAUCGAGAGGACUGCAGUUAUGAAGGUGCCGCUGAUGUAGUGAACCAGCAAAACGAGAGCAAAGUGUCUGUUGGUGAGUUGUAACUUACGAUUCUUAAUUCAAAGGGACUGUGAUUUCAUCUGCAUAGGACCGACACACUGAAAACAAACCAAACUUCUGACCCGUUUCUGGGGAUUAUCAACCACAUCCUCAAACUCUCUUUCUUUGGGUUAUUAGGCCCGGGUCGCACUA